Messenger RNA from Pan troglodytes (chimpanzee), 3339 nucleotides. It is a transcript of the gene SLC2A11, whose product is annotated as solute carrier family 2 member 11. The transcript is spliced from 12 exons. NCBI's taxonomy places the organism in Eukaryota, Metazoa, Chordata, Mammalia, Primates, Hominidae. Bases 362 to 1873 code for a protein of 503 amino acids. Gene Ontology annotation, cellular component: plasma membrane. Gene Ontology annotation, biological process: dehydroascorbic acid transport. The record is from RefSeq and is a predicted model, not a curated record. Gene Ontology annotation, molecular function: D-glucose transmembrane transporter activity.
GGCCCUCCGGAGAACGCCCAGGGGCAAUGGCCUCCGAGGUUCUGGCGGCCGGCAGUGGCGACCGGCGCAGGGAAUCGCGCAGGGUUGCGGCUGAGGUCAGACCAGCGAGAGACAGAGACCCGCAGACAUUUAGUCCAGAGACUGUAGCAAAGGAGGGGGACGAGGGGCCAGAGCCGGAAUUUCGGGGGAGGACUUGGGAGCGCGGCGACCAGUCGCUUGCUGGCAUUUGCGAGGGCGAAUGCAGGGGCUUGGCCGAGAUGACCUUGGACCAGAGCUCCCUUCCGGCCUGCAGAGAUGAGCUUGGGGCUUAGCCGAGUAAGGAGUGAGCGGCUUUUCAGCCUCAGUGCUGCGGCAGAGGCGGAUGGAAGAUGAACUGGAGCCGUCCUUACGGCCUCGGACGCAGAUUCAGGGCAGGAUCCUGCUCCUGACCAUCUGCGCUGCCGGCAUUGGUGGGACUUUUCAGUUUGGCUAUAACCUCUCUAUCAUCAAUGCCCCGACCUCGCACAUUCAGGAAUUCACCAAUGAGACGUGGCAGGCGCGUACUGGAGAGCCACUGCCCGAUCACCUAGUCCUACUUAUGUGGUCCCUCAUCGUGUCUCUGUAUCCCCUGGGAGGCCUCUUUGGAGCACUGCUUGCAGGUCCCUUGGCCAUCACGCUGGGAAGGAAGAAGUCCCUCCUGGUGAAUAACAUCUUUGUGGUGUCAGCAGCGAUCCUGUUUGGAUUCAGCCGCAAAGCAGGCUCCUUUGAGAUGAUCAUGCUGGGAAGACUGCUCGUGGGAGUCAAUGCAGGCGUGAGCAUGAACAUCCAGCCCAUGUACCUGGGGGAGAGCGCCCCUAAGGAGCUCCGAGGAGCUGUGGCCAUGAGCUCAGGCAUCUUUACGGCUCUGGGGAUCGUGAUGGGACAGGUGGUCGGACUCAGGGAGCUCCUAGGUGGCCCUCAGGCCUGGCCCCUGCUGCUGGCCAGCUGCCUGGUGCCCGGGGCGCUCCAGCUCGCCUCCCUGCCUCUGCUCCCUGAAAGCCCGCGCUACCUCCUCAUUGACUGUGGAGACACCGAGGCCUGCCUGGCAGCACUACGGCGGCUGCGGGGCUCCGGGGACUUGGCAGGGGAGCUGGAGGAGCUGGAGGAGGAGCGCGCUGCCUGCCAGGGCUGCCGUGCCCGGCGCCCAUGGGAGCUGUUCCAGCAUCGGGCCCUGAGGAGACAGGUGACAAGCCUCGUGGUGCUGGGCAGUGCCAUGGAGCUCUGCGGGAAUGACUCGGUGUACGCCUACGCCUCCUCUGUGUUCCGGAAGGCAGGAGUGCCAGAAGCGAAGAUCCAGUAUGCGAUCAUCGGGACUGGGAGCUGCGAGCUGCUCACGGCGGUUGUUAGUUGUGUGGUAAUCGAGAGGGUGGGUCGGCGCGUGCUGCUCAUCGGUGGGUACAGCCUGAUGACCUGCUGGGGGAGCAUCUUCACUGUGGCCCUGUGCCUGCAGAGCUCCUUCCCCUGGACACUCUACCUGGCCAUGGCCUGCAUCUUUGCCUUCAUCCUCAGCUUUGGCAUUGGCCCUGCCGGAGUGACGGGGAUCCUGGCCACAGAGCUGUUUGACCAGAUGGCCAGGCCUGCUGCCUGCAUGGUCUGCGGGGCGCUCAUGUGGAUCAUGCUCUUCCUGGUCGGCCUGGGAUUUCCCUUCAUCAUGGAGGCCUUGUCCCACUUCCUCUAUGUCCCUUUCCUUGGUGUCUGUGUCUGUGGGGCCAUCUACACUGGCCUGUUCCUUCCUGAGACCAAAGGCAAGACCUUCCAAGAGAUCUCCGAGGAAUUACACAGACUCAGCUUCCCCAGGCGGGCCCAGGGCCCCACGUGGAGAAGCCUGGAGGUUAUCCAGUCAACAGAACUCUAGUCCCAAAGGGGUGGCCAGAGCCAAAGCCAGCUACUGUCCUGUCCUCUGCUUCCUGCCAGGGCCCUGGUCCUCACUCCCUCCUGCAUUCCUCAUUUAAGGAGUGUUUAUUGAGCACUCUUUGUGUGCAGACAUGGCUCCAGGUGCUUAGCAAUCAAUGGUGAGCGUGGUGUUCCAGGCUAAAGGUAAUUAACUGACAGAAAAUCAGUAACAACAUAAUUACAGACUGGUUGUAGCAGCUCAUGACUGUAAUCCCAGCACUUUGGGAGGCCAAGGUGGGAGGAUCAAUUGAGGCCAGAGUUUGAAACCAGCCUAGGUAACAUAGUGAGACCCCCUAUUUCCACAAAAAAAUUUAAAAAUUAGCUGGGCAUGGUGGUAUGUGCUAACAGCUCUAGCUACUCAGGAGGCUGAGGCAGCAGGAUCACUUGAGUCCAAGAGUUCAAGGUAGCAGUAAGCUACGAUCACACCACUGCAUGCCAGACUGGGUGACAGAGGGAGACUUCAUCUCUUUAAAACAUAAUAAUAAUAAUUACAGACUCAGGAAAUGCAGUGAAAGAAAAAUACAGGUUGGCCAGGUGAGGUGGCUGAUGCCUGUAAUCCCAGCACUUUGGGAGGCCAAGAUGGGAAGAUUGCUUUGAGACCAGAAGUUUGAGACCAGCCUGGGCCACAUAGUAAGAUCCUGUUUCUACCAAAAAAAAAAAAAAAAAAAAAAAUUAGCUGGGUGUGGUGGUACAUGCCUGUGGUCCCAGCUACUCAGGAGGCUGAAAUGGGAGGAUCACUUGAGCCUGGGAGGUUGAGGCUGCAGUGAGUCCUAAUUGAGCCACUGCACUCCAGCCUGGACAACAGAAAGAGACCGUGUUUCAAAAAAAAUAAAUACAGGUUGUAGUGGGUAUGGGUAUGCAUACCAGGAGGCCCGACCUCGUCUGAGAGGGGAGUGGUCAGAAAAGAAUUUUCUGAGGAAUUGAUGUUUUUAAUCAACUUUAUUGAGGUAUAAUUUAUACAUAACCAAUUGCAUCCAUUUUAAGUAUAUAUUUGGCGAGUUUUGAGUUCUAAGUAUAGUUUUGGCGAGCGUAUACACUUGGGAAACACCACCGCAAUCAAGAUGGAACCUUUACCCUACCCCAAGGCACCCACAUGCCCGUUUGCUAUCAGUAACCCACCCCAGUCCCAGACCUGGGGAACCACUGACCUGCUUUCUGCCUCAAUUAGUCAGAUUUGCCUUUUUUCAGAAUCUGAAGUCAUUCCGUACUGUAUGUACACAUUUGUGUCUGGCUUGGCUCCAGAUAGAGUUUUUGGGAUUCAUGCAUGUUGUUGCAGGUAUUAGGAGAGACUCCUUUGUAUUGCUGAGUAGUAUUCCCCUCUGUGGUUAGACCAUGAUUUAUUUAUCCAUCUACCUGUUGGUGAACAUUUUAGCUGUUUCUAAUUCUUGGCCAUCAUGAAUAAAACUGCUGUGAAUGUUCCUACAAUAA